AUGGCCGAUAAGUUCGUAACGACACAUGCCGGAGCCAAGAAGGCCAAAACAAUGGUAAAUGACAUAUUCGCCAUCAAGCAGUCCAUGGGAGAAGGACUGAGGGAUUUCCUCACCCAAUUAAAUAGGGUAAGGAUGAAUCUGCCGAAAGUGUCCGAGGGGAUAGCGGUCGUGGCCUUUCAGAACGGGUUAAGUAGAGAUAGUUCGAGAGCAACAAGAAAACUGUUGAGUCGAUUGAUAAAAUAUCCCCCAACCACUUGGGACAGGAUCCACAAUGCUUACUGUGCUGAAGUCCAAGAAGAUGAGGACGGCCCCAACGACCAACCUAUCGUCUCAUCUCAGUACAAGCCGGGUACAGAAAAGAAUGAAGAGACAAUAUCAGUAAGGAUCACCCGGUCUCACCACCCAACAGGGAACGAAACCAACAAUAUGUCAGGGGCCACGCCCCCCUUCCCUACGCUACGAAGAAGGCCUAUCCAUGUCGAGGACAUGGAUUCACUGGAACGAGAGAGGAUGCCCCCUUUAUUAUUUGCUCACAAUUUUUGCGUAUCACCUAUAGAAAUAGUCUGUGCUCUGGAGAAACUCGAAACGAAGGUAAAGUGGCCGCCAAAGAUGAGGUCCGAUCCGAGCACCAGAAAAUCCGACGUCUUAUGCGAGUUCCACCAGGAACGUGGGCACAAAAUAGAAGAUUACAUCACCCUCAGGCAAGAAGUUGUGAACAUGUUGUGGAAGGGACACCUCAAAGAGCUGUUAAGCGACAAGGGGAGAAAAAACUUCGCUAGAGGACAUGAAAACCAAGGUUCGGCGAUGCCGCCAUCACCAGCUCGUACUAUCAACACGAUCAUCGGCGGCAGCGAUGACGCCUCUAUCAACGGUAUUAAAUUCACCACCACUCACAAGCGAUCUAUCACCCGUGAACGGUACGACAGACUCGAAGAAAGUAUCAUCUUCGACGAGUCAGAUGCUGACGGUUUGACUUACCCUCAUAAUGAUGCCCUUGUCAUUACUUUGCGCACUUUAGAUACUGAUGUCAAACACAUCAUGGUGGACGAUGGAAGUGGAGCAUGUAUUAUCCAUCCCCGAUUCCUCACCCAAAUUAGACUCAAGGACAAGAUAGUGCCGCGCUACAUCACGCUUAUCGAUUUUAAUAAUGCAGUUGAGCGGACAUCGGGAGAAAUUACACUCCCCGUAUUGGCUGGCGGCAUGACGCUGGAGACGACAUUACACAUCAUGGACCAGGCCACCACGUACAACGCCAUAGUAGGACGACCAUGGAUACAUCCCAUAAGAGCUAUCCCCUCCAGCCUAUACUAA
This is a messenger RNA of Nicotiana tabacum (common tobacco), 1311 nucleotides long. RefSeq lists its product as uncharacterized. The record is from RefSeq and is a predicted model, not a curated record. NCBI's taxonomy places the organism in Eukaryota, Viridiplantae, Streptophyta, Magnoliopsida, Solanales, Solanaceae.